Cooperia oncophora is the source of this 459-nucleotide messenger RNA. The record is from the annotation of a GenBank genome assembly. NCBI's taxonomy places the organism in Eukaryota, Metazoa, Nematoda, Chromadorea, Rhabditida, Trichostrongylidae.
AUAAUCUAUCAUGUACUUCAGCAGGGAACUUCCUACGAGCCAUCUGCAUCUCGAUGGGAUAAGCAGGUGGAAUGGGGAGAGGAGGAACAUAUCGAGGAUUUGGAUGAUCUCCCAUAUCCCGGAUUCGCCGAGCCAGCGUUACGAUGUCUCAGACAGGCGCAACCGCCUCGAUCAUGGGCUCUAACGUUAGUUAUGAGUCCGUGGUUCGACAGGGUCACGAUGUUCGUCAUCCUGAUAAACUGCAUCACAUUAGGAAUGUAUCGGCCAUGUGACGACGGGCCAGAUUGCCACACAUAUCGGUGUAAUAUCCUCGCCUUAAUUGAUCAUGCCAUAUUCGCCUAUUUUGCAGCGGAAAUGGUAAGUAUUAACCAAAUAGUGGGAAACACCGAGGUAGAAACCAAGAAAUCGAGCUGCUGGUUUCAAUUAUGUGAAAUGGAUUACACUCUGCAACAGGGGUAG